Messenger RNA from Penicillium concentricum, 1479 nucleotides. RefSeq names its product proline permease PrnB. Gene Ontology annotation, molecular function: amino acid transmembrane transporter activity. The coding region runs from base 1 to 1479 and encodes 492 amino acids. The transcript has 2 exons. Gene Ontology annotation, cellular component: membrane. NCBI's taxonomy places the organism in Eukaryota, Fungi, Ascomycota, Eurotiomycetes, Eurotiales, Aspergillaceae. Gene Ontology annotation, biological process: amino acid transmembrane transport. The record is from RefSeq and is a predicted model, not a curated record.
AUGGCCCUCGGAGGCACGAUCGGAACUGGACUUUUCGUGGGUUCCGGUCAAGCCCUGGCCAUUGGAGGCCCCGCGUCGCUUCUUCUGGGUUAUAUCUUCAUCUCGGCCAUGGUUUAUGGCUUGGUCACAGCCAUCGCUGAGGUUGGGGCCUAUCUUCCAGUACAUGGUGGAACGAUGAGCUAUCAUGGAUUCCGAUACGUGUCGCGGAGUAUGGGUUUCGCCAUGGGAUAUCUAUACUGGUACUCUCUCGGAAUUUUAGUGCCAUACGAGAUCACAGCUGCUGGACUGGUUAUUGGAUACUGGGACCAGAGUGGGUCGAUCAAUAUCGCUGUGUGGAUCACAAUCAUGAUGAUCGUCAUUAUUGCGCUCAACUUUAUGCCCGUGCGGGUAUACGGCGAGUCGGAGUUCUGGUUCGCCGGGGUGAAGAUCAUCACUCUAAUCGGCUUGUUGAUGGUAUCUUUCAUCCUCUUCUGGGGUGGUGGACCUAACCGUCAGCGACUGGGCUUUCAUUAUUGGAAGAAUCCGCGCCCAUUCAACGCGUAUCUCACGACUGGAGAUGCGGGCCGCUUUGUGGCCUUGCUGAAAUGCACAGUAUCCAGCGCCAUUGCGUUCAUCUUCGCCCCAGAGCUGAUUGUGAUCAGUGGUGGUGAGAUGGAGUCCCCUCGACGGAAUAUACCCCGGGCGGCCCGGAGAUACAUUUAUCGUUUGGUCUUCUUUUACAUCUUUGGUGUGCUGGCCAUCGGUGUUAUUUGCCCAUCCGAUGCCAGUCGUCUGACCAAGGGUGAUGGCACGGUAAACUCAUCUCCAUUUGUGAUCGGCAUCCAAAACGCCGGCAUCCCCGUCUUGGACCACAUUGUGAACGCUGCCGUGUUGACAUCUGCCUGGUCUGCAGGGAAUUCCUUCCUGUACAUGUCUUCGCGGUCGCUCUAUUCCUUGGCUAUGUCAGGCAACGCGCCACAUGUGUUCAAAACGUGUAACCGAUGGGGUGUCCCAUACUGGGCUGUGUCGGCUUCGGCAUGCUUCUCGGCAUUGGCCUAUCUUGCUGUUGGCAGCUCCAGUUCAGUUGUGUUCAACUGGUUUGUCAAUUUCACAAACACUUCUGGCUUUAUUUCAUGGAUCUGUUGUUCCGUGGUGUUUUUCCGUUUCCGCAAAGCUGUCAAAGCACAGGGCAUUGAACAGCCAUACCGAUCAAAGAUACAGCCAUAUGGGGUUUACUUUGGCCUUGCAGGUGCCACGCUAAUGACGCUCAUCAAUGGAUUCACAGUAUUCUUCCCAUCGGAAUGGUCUGUGAGCAACUUUUUCACCGCAUACAUCGGUAUUCCCGCUUUCUUGAUUCUUUACUUCGGACACCGGGUACUGUAUUGGAGUGAUCCAUGGGCAUGGCGCCCGGAGGAGGUUGAUAUGCAUACGGGUCUGGAUGAGAUCAUUGCUGCUGAGCAACCACCAAAACCACGAGGGGCAUGGUGGAAGUUCUGGUAA